Messenger RNA from Staurois parvus, 1278 nucleotides. The record is from the annotation of a GenBank genome assembly. Lineage: Eukaryota; Metazoa; Chordata; Amphibia; Anura; Ranidae.
AUGACAGGCAUAUGUUACCAUUAUGCAAUUCUCAGCUUCAUAUUUGUGUUUAUAUGCAGCUGGAGGGGAGCCGUGAUCGAACCAGUUCAGACCUCAGGACCGACUCCAAGCAAAACCCCAGAAGCCACUAAACCUCCUGCUCAAGACAUAGUAGAUCAGAAGGAUCCAGUUCCUAUCAGUGAGCGCCAGGAGGCAGUGAUUGAAGCAUUCCAACAUGCCUGGAAGGGUUACAAGCAGUUUGCGUGGGGUCAUGACGAGCUUAAGCCGAUCUCCAAGGCGUAUGGUGAAUGGUUUGGACUUGGGCUCACUCUCAUAGAUGCUCUUGACACCAUGCAGAUAUUAGGCCUAAAAGAAGAGUUUCAGGAGGCCCGAGAGUGGGUGGCCACCGAGCUGACAUUUGAUAAAAAUGUUGAUGUCAAUCUGUUCGAGAGUACAAUUCGGAUUUUAGGAGGGCUACUGAGCACCUAUCAUCUAACCCAGGACCCUCUUUUCCUAGAUAAAGCGAAAGACAUUGGCACACGUCUGUUGCCAGCUUUCAACACCCCAUCCAAGGUGCCUUACUCUGAUGUGAACAUUGGGAAAGGAACUGCCCAUCCACCACGUUGGACCUCAGACAGCACAGUAGCUGAAGUCACCAGUGUCCAGCUGGAGUUUCGGGAGUUGUCUCGACUGACAGGAGAUGAAACAUUUAAGAAAGUGGUGGACCAUGUCACCCAGCAUGUUCAUACUCUUUCUGGAAAACGGGAAGGCCUGGUACCCAUGUUUAUUAACACAAACAGCGGGCAGUUCAGCCACCUUGGAGUCUACACUUUGGGAGCCCGAGCUGAUAGCUACUAUGAGUACUUAUUGAAGCAGUGGAUCCAGAGUGGGAAGAAGGAGACUACGUUUUUGGAGGACUAUAUGCAGGCCAUUGAAGGGGUCAAGAAGAAUUUGCUGCGAAAGUCGCAGCCCAGUGGAUUGACUUUUGUGGGCGAACUGUCUCAUGGCCACUUCAGCCCGAAAAUGGAUCAUCUGGUGUGUUUCCUUCCUGGUACUCUGGCGUUAGGUGCCCACAACGGCAUCACUAGUGAUCACAUGGAAACAGCUGUGUCCUUAAUGGAGACCUGCUACCAGAUGUACAAACAAAUGGAGACUGGCCUAAGCCCAGAGAUUUCUCAUUUUUUCCUGCAUGGGUCAACAGGGGGGAAAGACAUUGAUGUCAAGCCGGCAGACAGGCACAACCUGCUAAGACCAGAAAACAGUGGAAAGUCUUUUCUAUCUCUAUCGGUUUACCGGUGA